AUAAACGACAACCUUUGCGCCUUCCUUAAUACAGACUGGUCCGAACACUCUCAAAUAGGAUACGCAUGCAGUAGGCUGCUGGCAGGCAUGGUAAUGUUUGACACAACUUCAGGAAGGGCCAUUGUUGUGAACAGCGUCGAGGUCCACGGACGUAGACGUACUGUGGAU
Molecule: messenger RNA, 168 nt
Organism: Radiomyces spectabilis
Lineage: Eukaryota; Fungi; Mucoromycota; Mucoromycetes; Mucorales; Radiomycetaceae
Exons: 1
Source: RefSeq, a predicted model, not a curated record